Messenger RNA from Amorphotheca resinae ATCC 22711, 902 nucleotides. RefSeq lists its product as hypothetical. The record is from RefSeq and is a predicted model, not a curated record. The coding region runs from base 42 to 902 and encodes 286 amino acids. Gene Ontology annotation, molecular function: phosphoprotein phosphatase activity. Lineage: Eukaryota; Fungi; Ascomycota; Leotiomycetes; Helotiales; Amorphothecaceae. Gene Ontology annotation, biological process: dephosphorylation. The transcript has 3 exons.
AGAGUUUUAUCCUCGCCUUCAAAAGCACUCGGUGUAUCAAAAUGGAUAUUACCUCAAAGGUCACCGAUCAUUCGAUCCUUCCAUCUCCUCCAUUCGUAGAAGUCGCUGGAAUACCCAACUUCCGUGACCUUGGAGGCUACCCCAUUUCGACUUCACCAAGUCAUUCAGUGCGAAGAGGAUUCAUAUAUCGUUGUGCUGAACCUUCAAAAGUCACUAAAGAUGGAAUAUAUAAGAUUCAAGGCCUAGGGAUCACUCAUAUUUACGAUCUGAGAUCAAACGUUGAGAUUGAGCGAGCUCAAGCUGCUGGGCGGGGAGGGAUAGUUGAAUUGGAUGGCUGUACUAGAGUCUUCUUGCCUAUCUUUACGGAUACUGAUUAUAGCCCUGAGAGCCUGGCUCUCGUAUACAAAGAUUACACAAGUGGCAUAGAGGGUUUUACUCGAGUUUACACAAGGAUUCUCAACAAAGCUGCGCCUUAUUACAAAACAAUAUUGCUGCAUCUCGCGGACGAGCCUUCGAAACCGUUGAUCGUUCAUUGUACAGCUGGGAAGGACAGGACUGGUAUCAUAUGCGCCUUGAUCUUGUCUCUUUGCGGCGUUGAUGAUGAAACCGUUGCGCAGGAAUACUCACUUACCGACCUCGGCCUUAGCAUGGAGUGGAAGGAAGCUGCGGUUGAGCAUCUGAUGAAGAAUUCUGGUCUCAAGGGCAACAAGGCUGGGGCUUUGAAUAUGAUAGGUUCAAACCCCUCCAGGGAGAACAUGCUAUCAGCCUUGAGGGUGGUUAAUGAAGAGUUCGGAGGAGUAGAGAACUAUAUGAUUGGGAAAUGCGGUCUCACGAAAGAGCAAAUAGAGAGGAUUCGUGCUAAUCUAAUUGUGGAGAAACCUGCCUUUCAUGCCAAGGCUUAA